Tetrahymena thermophila SB210 is the source of this 1890-nucleotide messenger RNA. RefSeq names its product PH domain protein. The transcript is spliced from 2 exons. The record is from RefSeq and is a predicted model, not a curated record. NCBI's taxonomy places the organism in Eukaryota, Ciliophora, Oligohymenophorea, Hymenostomatida, Tetrahymenidae.
AUGAAUCUGCAAGCUACCUUAUAAAAGCACAAAUCAAAAGAGGGUUGGUUAGAAAAGAAAAGUCCUAGAUUGUUGGUAGGAUUUUAAAAAAGAUAUUUUAGUAUUGGAGAAGUUAAGGAUCAAUUUUAUUUACUCUAUGACAAGUCAUUACCUUAAAAAGAUAAAAUACCAAAAGGUGCUAUUUUGAUUAGCUAGAUUGAUAAAAUAGUUACAAAAGAUGACUCAAAAGAGUUCAGCUUCAAAUUUAGUGAUAGAAAUUUUAUUUUGAAAGCUCCAAAUGUUUAAACAAAAAAAGAGUGGAUCGAAACUAUUGAAUUUUUAAAGGAGUAUCUUAUUUCUAAAGGAACUUCAAGCGAUGAGUUAGGAUCUAAAAAAGCAUGGAGGUUUAAUAAAUUAGAUGCUGAUAAACAAAGAAAUUUAAGACUUAACCAAGAAAAAAAGAACCAAGAUGAAGAAGAGGUCAAAAAAAUAGAAGUAAAAGAUGAAGAAAUGCAAAAAAUUAAAGGCAUAAGACCUUACUUUGAAAAAUAUGAGGAAGAAAUCCUCCAAAAUCAUGUUGUGCAAGGAUUUUUAUACAAAAAAAAAGAAAAGUUACACACAAAGAUAAUUUAACCUACCCUUCGCUGGUUCUUUUUUUUUAGCAAAUAUAACUUAACAGAAAAUGCUUCUCACACUAAUGACUUUGAUUUAGAUGAUUUGCCUCCUUUCAUUAACCCAAAUGUCUUAUAUUACUUCGAUAGUAAGUAUGACGAUUCCAAAAUGUAAGGAGAGAUUCACGUCAAAAAUAUCAUCAGCAUUAAAAAAAUAGACUUGAAAGUUGAAGAUGACAAUAUUUUAAAAAAAGGUGUUGGGUUUAUAGGAAAUUAAAUGGUUAAAGUUAUAAAUAAAACAGCUGAAAUUACCUUUCUUGAUAAAUUAGGUGCUCAUAUCCAUUAAUUUGAGUUCAUCUUCUAAAUCGUAGCUAAAAAGGGAAAUAAAGAAACAACUCAUAACUUUUAUUCUGAGUCUCUUAUAUAAAUUGAAAAAUGGGUAAACUCUUUACAAAAAGCUAAAGAUAUGUAUCAUUAAGAGUAAGAAGAAAUUGAGAAAUAAAAUCAAACAACAGAGGGAGAGUCUCCAAACAAAACUUCUGAUGCAAAUUAAACAGUAGGAGAUGAUGAAGAAAAAUAAUCACCAUCAAAAUCUAUUGGAGAAGAAGAAACUCCAGUUGGCAACACCACUGAUGAAACUAAAUUAUCGAGGAACUAAAUAAUCUUCAAAUAAUCUAUAAAAAUCAAGUUAAAUAGCAAGCUGAAAAUUGGAUGGAAAGAUAAAAUAUGUAUCGUAAAACGUUAAAUUAUACAAUUGUUCAACAAUGAAUAAGAUGUAUCAAAUGGAGAAGUAGAUGAUUAUAUAAUUAUAAAAGAUAUUGAAAAAGUAGCGCAAGAUGAAAAGCUAACAAAGUUUCGCAUAGAAACAAAAAAACAUGAGCAAAGAAGAUUUAAACUUAAAAGUGAGCAGGAUUGUGCUUGGUGGGUUAGAGUCAUUUAAUAAUUAAUAGCAGAUGAAAAUACUCCCUUAGAAGAACUACGCGAAUAACCUCAAGCAAGUGCAAAAGAAUCUAAAUAAGCAGAUAAUAAAAAUGUUUCAAUUAAUGAUACUAAAAAUGAUCUUGAUUCUGAAAUAAUAUUUGAUCCUAAAAAUCGUCCUAAAUCUAAUGGCAGCUUCUAAUUUAUAGAUGACUUAAGAUUAAAAGCAGAACGUUCAUCAAAAUCUGAAUCAACGGUAGAAAGAAAGACAUCUUUUUUUCAAAAGCUAUUUGGUUGUUGUGUCGAUCCAAGAUAGGAUGAUUUUGAUCCUUAUGAAAAUAAUCCAGGAACAAAUAAACUAUAAAAAAAGCUAAUUUCUUGA